Molecule: messenger RNA, 657 nt
Organism: Rhododendron vialii
Lineage: Eukaryota; Viridiplantae; Streptophyta; Magnoliopsida; Ericales; Ericaceae
Product: 10 kDa chaperonin, mitochondrial-like
Exons: 3
Coding region: 98-391 (97 amino acids)
Cellular component (GO): mitochondrial matrix
Molecular function (GO): protein folding chaperone; ATP binding; metal ion binding
Source: RefSeq, a predicted model, not a curated record
CACUUCUUAAACCCUACAGAAGCCAAAACCCCAAUUGAGGCUGCUCUGAGUACACGAAGGUCUCAAGUUCUUUUCCUCAGCUUUCUUCCUCAGUCAAAUGGCAAAGCGUUUGAUCCCUUGUCUGAACCGCGUUCUGGUGGAGAAAAUCAUUCCUCCAUCAAAGACCAAUGCUGGAAUCUUGCUCCCGGAGAAGACCGCUAAGUUGAACUCGGGGAAAGUCGUUGCUGUGGGUCCUGGCAUUCAUGAUAGGGAUGGAAAGCUGAUUCCUGCUGGUGUGAAGGAAGGAGAUACAGUCCUCUUGCCCGAAUAUGGUGGUUCUGAAGUAAAGCUUGGUGAUAAAGAGUUCCAUCUGUAUCGAGAUGAAGAUAUAUUGGGGACACUGCAUGACUGAUGUAAUUUUCCUUCCCAUCAUGUUGAACACCUUCUCAAACAUGCUUUUGGGUCGCAGCUAUAUUUUAGCAGUAGUAGAGUUUGGCCAUGCUUGGCGGCGAACAGUUAAGAAUCGUGUCCUGAAUUAAUUGGGAACAAUGUAGUUUCCUAUUGUUGGAGAAACAAUUCCCAGAAAUACCUCGAUAUUUCGUGUCUUUCUAGUUGUGACUAUCAUUUUGUUUUGCCUAUUUUCUUAUCCCUGUGAAGUUUGGAAACUGUUAUUUUGGU